GCUCACUCUUACUAACCACACUUGCAUUAAAUUGGAGUGUGAAGUUGGUCUAUUAGAAGCAUCAUCAUCGUCAAGAACACCAGCAAAGGAGGAGGAGAAGGUAAAUUCUGGGGGCAGGUAGCAGAAAUGGAAGCAGAAGAGGGUGGCUGUAUAUCGGCACCUUCAACACCAACAACACCAUCCACACCCGGCGCCCCAUUGUUUUCAAGGUUCAGGCAUGAAAUGGCUGGCAACGGCAAUGGUAAUGGCAAUGGCGGCAGAAGAAACCUUCUUAAGAGCUGUAAGUGCUUCAAUGUGGAAGGGUGGGGUUUAGAGGAGGGAAGCUUGCCUUCCAUCUCAUGCACAUUGCCUUCUCCUCCUGUAUCACUCGCAAGAAAGGUCGGAGCAGAGCUGAUAGGAACGAUGAUACUAAUAUUUGCAGGAACUGGAACCGCAGUUGUGAAUGAAGAGAGAAAAGGAAGUGAAGGGCUGCUAGGGUUGGCUGUAUCCACUGGUCUUGCUGUUAUGAUUGUCAUUCUUUCCACCGGCCACAUCUCUGGGGCUCAUCUCAACCCUGCUGUCACUCUUGCCUUUGCUGCCCUCAAACACUUCCCCUGGAAACAUGUUCCAGUUUAUAUAGGUGCACAAUUGAUGGCAUCAUUGGGGGCAGCAUUCAUAGUGAAGGCAGUCUUCCAUCCCAUAAUGGGGGGUGGAGGUGUCACAGUUCCUACUUCUGGUGGUUGUGGUGGGGAUUGCCACCUUCAAGCUUUUUCUUUGGAAUUCAUCAUCAGCUUCAACCUCAUGUUUGUUGUUACCCGCGGUUUCCACCGACACUCGAGCUGUGGGAGAGCUUGCAGGAAUUGCAGUGGGAGCCACUGUCGCACUCAACAUACUUAUAGCAGGAGAAACAACUGGAGCAUCCAUGAAUCCCGUACGAACUCUUGGACCAGCAAUAGCAGCAGGAAACUACACAGCUUUAUGGAUAUACUUGACUGCUCCCAUUUUG
Cuscuta epithymum is the source of this 985-nucleotide messenger RNA. The record is from the annotation of a GenBank genome assembly. Lineage: Eukaryota; Viridiplantae; Streptophyta; Magnoliopsida; Solanales; Convolvulaceae.